AUGAACCGUUGGAUCGUUAACGGCGGCGACGGCUUCGACGUGCUCAACGGCACCCCCUACAAGGUCUUGGGGACGACCAGGGGCGCCAUGAUCCAGAAGCUCCAGCGGUCAGCCUCGCCACUGGACCCUCCGCAGGUGGACGACCGCGCGUGCCUCAUCGCGGGGGCCAAGAAGAGCUGCAGCUGGACGGGCCAGGUCAAAGCAGACAGCGCGAAAGUCCCGUGCGUCGACACCGACAGUGGGGCGCUCGACAACGAUGGGGACUUCUGGGGAGACCACUGCUCCAACUACACCGCCAACCCCGACUGGUGCGGCGCCCACGACGACGACGACUUCACGUCCGCGGGCAUGUGCUGUGCGUGCGGCGGCGGCAGCGAGGGCGGCGUCCUGGGCUUCGCCUCGGGGCCGAUCGACGGCGAGGAGAGCCGCGGUGCCUGA
This is a messenger RNA of Prorocentrum cordatum, 438 nucleotides long. NCBI's taxonomy places the organism in Eukaryota, Dinophyceae, Prorocentrales, Prorocentraceae. The record is from the annotation of a GenBank genome assembly.